Messenger RNA from Sabethes cyaneus, 2697 nucleotides. Its product is annotated as cilia- and flagella-associated protein 58-like. NCBI's taxonomy places the organism in Eukaryota, Metazoa, Arthropoda, Insecta, Diptera, Culicidae. The transcript has 6 exons. Gene Ontology annotation, cellular component: cytoskeleton. The coding region runs from base 1 to 2697 and encodes 898 amino acids. The record is from RefSeq and is a predicted model, not a curated record.
AUGGAUCAAAUUGUGGAAGAAAGUGGCGAGGACUCGCAAGCUCCGGAGUCCACUUUUGAGGAUGACCUCAUUCCGAAGGAUAUGUCGGAUGAGUUCUUCGAAGAGAUCUGUGCCAAGGCGAAUCUGACCGUAAAAGAUUUGCAAGGCAAUCAGCAGUAUACGUUGGCCGAGGAUUUUCAGAAAAUGUUGAUGACGUGUCAACAACUGCGGCAGCAGUUGGUCGACGAGCAGGAGAAGAUCGAAAAAAUGCAGGGCGAAGUUGCCGCCGCUGGCGGAAGGGUUGCACAGGCGAUAUCGAUUUCCCAGCGUGAUCAAGACAAGAUUGACGCGCUGCGAUCGGAAAUCGAGGAAGCCUGGAAACGCGCGGACGCUGCCCAGACAAGAGAGCAAACCGCCCAGGAAGCGAUGAACCAGAUGCGUGAGAAACUGGAGAAACUAGUUGCUGAGUCGGAUCGGCACGGUGAUAAGGAAGAUGAGGUGGGUGCAGCGAUGGGGAAACAUAAAGAGAGCAUUCUAAGGGAACGUGAUCGUCUGUUUGCGGAAGCCGAAGAGUUGAACAGAAGACUGCAUCUGCAACGCAUCUACACGGAGGAGUUAGAGGUGAAAUUGGGCGACUCGGAAACAAAGGUUAAAGAGUUGUAUAAGGUUUUGGAUGAAACAUCGAACGAGGCGUUCCGGGAUAAGCGCAUGCUGGAGAAUCUGCAUGCCCAGCAUGCCGAGGUGACGGCUGAGCUGGCGACAAAAAUCGACGAAGCUCAGCGUUUUAAGGCACAGGCCGAAGCUAGUCACAAGACCACGGUGCAGCAGGGCAUGCAAAUGGCUGCGAUACGUACCACGCUCGAGCGUUUGACGACGAGCAACAAUUUGCUGCAGGUCAAGCUGGCGAAGGCGCAAGGUGACUUCGAAAAUAUGGUUCAAUUGAAGGAGAAAGUCACCAACGAGCUGAACACCAAGGUUAACAUCCUAAAGCUGAAGGAGGAUGAAAACAACAAGUUUCGGCUGGAGAAUGCUAAGUUGACCAAGAGUAAGGAACUGCUGCAGAAGAAGAUACUGACCAUCGAGACGGCUAAGAGUACGCUGGAUCAGGAGGUGACGAAACACAAGAAUACCAUCGUCACUUUUGAAAAGGAACGCGAUGCCACCAAGAAAGCCUUCGAUAUGGUCAAAAAGCAAACGGAUGCAGUUCUUCGAGAGCGGGACCUAACUCGAAAGGAUUUAACUAAAGCUAACAAGACCAUUGCGGAUCUGAUGGAUCAAAUAAUGCUGCUGGAGAAGCAACAGAAAACGUUGGAGAAUGAAAUCAAGGGGCACCAGGUGGCGGCCCAAAAGCAAAGUAUGAUUCUGCUGAAGGUCGAGAAGGAUCGGGACCGCAAUGCGGAAGAGGUGCAAAAUCUGAGCGACAAGGUGGAACAGAUGAACGAAGAUUUGCUGUACAAGCAGAACCAGAUUCUGGACCUGCGCGAGAAGCUAAAGGAAACCGAAACCAAGCUGUUCCAGUGUCAGAACUCGCUGGAACUGACCCGAGGGGAACGGAAUAUAUUCGAGCGCGAUCUGGGCAUCUGCAUGAAGGAGAACGAUGGGUUGAAGGAUCGAUUGAAAACGUCGGUACACUCGGUGAAUCAGUUAAAGGACGAAAACACUACCAAGCUUGCGGAACUGUUUAAAGCGAACAAGACGAUCGAUAAAAUCGAGAAGGAAAAGCAAUCGCUGAAGACGGAGGUUCAGAACAUUUCAAUAUCGCUACAACAUACUAAAUCGGAGCUGAGCGAGAAGAUGAUGGAGAACUCUCGGUUGAACAAAACGCUAACGGAGGACACAGCCAGCAUGGUUCGGCUUAAGAAGCAGUUGGAUGGAGCAAUCAACGAGAAGGACUUGGUGAAGAUGCAGUUAACUCAACGGGUCGAGGAAAUAAACAAUCUUAUGGAGAAACUGAACAUGCUGAACAUGGCAUUGGAUCGCGGUGAGAACCAGUACCGAGAUCGUCUGGACGACAUCCGGCUGCUUAAAAUUGAAAUCAGCAAUUUACGAUCGCAGCGAAAUUUGCUUGCCAGAGGUUUGGCGAAUACAGCGGAUAUGCGCCAGGAAGUGCUCCAACUGAACCGGGUACUCAAUCAGGAGCGGGUGAAGGCUCGAGCUUUGGAGGACGAAAUGUUGACCCCGAUGAACGUGCAUCGUUGGAGGAAGCUAAGCGGAAAGGAUCCGGAAAAAAUGGAUUUGAUUGUAAAAGUGCAAACACUGCAGCGGAGGGUCCUGUAUCAGGCAGUAACCGUUUCCGAACAGGAGAAGACAAUCGAUGAGUCGGGGAAAGUGUACGGAGAACUGAAGGAAGUGGUCGAGAAGCUGCCAAAUCAGAAGAUGAAAGAGCAGUUGUGUGCCACGCAGAGGGCCCUCACGGCUAGAACGAAGAAAUUGAAGGCACUGUCAGCGGAGAUUCGGAUCAAAGAAAGUGAUAGCAGAAGCCAGGAGUGUAUGAUUGAAGAGCUAAAGAAGUCACUGCUGGAAACGAAAAAGGAUUUGGUAAAAGAGAAACGAGAAAAGCAAAAACUCGCACAAUCGGUGCGUGGGGCGGUGAUUCCCGGAUACGGCAGUGGUGGACGAUCACAGUCACACUCGGGUGAGGUCAUCGUUAUCCAUCAGCGGAAUACUCGCAGUGGCGGGUACCGUGUCAUGGGAUCCGGCUUUAAAGCCAUCUGCUAG